This is a messenger RNA of Acanthoscelides obtectus, 2032 nucleotides long. Lineage: Eukaryota; Metazoa; Arthropoda; Insecta; Coleoptera; Chrysomelidae. The record is from the annotation of a GenBank genome assembly.
UGUAGAUAAGCGCAUAUCAUGAGGGAUGAAUGAAAAAAUAUAUCGCUUAAUCUAUUUAGUGACACAUUCAAGUGUACGAUCCGUUAUGAUAAGGCGGAAACAAAUGUAACAAUUUUGUAUAUUUUUGGCGACGUAAACGGCAAAAUGGCUAAUCAAAAAUUAAUGUUGGGAGACUACAUAUGGGCGAAACAACUAUCCGGAGACGAGUUUGAUAUCCCGAUAGGUGGUAAAAUAGUUGCAGUAGAAUCCAGCAGAGUGAAGAUUCAAGAUGACGACCAAAAGGAAAUGUAUAUUUCCAAUCAACAGGUGCUCAAAAAUAUGCACGUGUCCUCGAUCAAGGGAGUUGAAGAUAUGAUCAACCUUGGAGAUCUUCAGGAAUAUGCAAUCCUAAGAAAUCUUCAUAAAAGAUAUAAGGAAAAGUUGAUUUAUACAUAUACGGGUUCUAUGUUAAUAGCUAUCAAUCCCUAUGAGCUCCUUCCAAUCUAUACAAAUGCUCUAAUAAAAGAAUACAGAAACCAAAAUACCGAAGACCUGUUACCGCAUAUCUUUGCUAUCGGAGAUAACAGCUACUCCAAUCUUAAGAACAGUGCCAAGGAUCAAUGCAUAGUUAUAAGUGGAGAAAGUGGUGCCGGAAAAACAGAGAGCACCAAGUUAAUCCUCCAGUACCUGGCAUCGGCUAGUGGUCAGCACUCGUGGGUAGAGCAGCAGAUCUUGGAGGCCAAUCCUAUUUUGGAAGCAUUUGGAAAUGCUAAGACAGUCAGAAAUGACAACUCCUCGCGAUUUGGAAAGUACAUUGACAUAAAAUUCAAUAAGAAUGGAAACAUUGAGGGAGCUAAAAUCGAGCAGUAUUUAUUGGAGAAGAGUAGGAUUGUAUCUCAGAAUGAAGGAGAGAGGAACUAUCAUAUAUUCUACAGUAUGCUUGCCGGACUACCAAAGAGAGAAAAAAAAGCAGUUGGACCUACUAGACGCAAACAACUACGAAUAUCUAAGGGGCGGAAAAGUUUUAACAUGUGAUGGUAGAAACGAGGCAUCGGAAUUUUCAGACAUCAUGGCCGCAUUCAAAGUUCUCAAUUUCACGGAGAAAGAAAUGUCAGACAUAUGGUGCCUCCUUUCGUCAAUUUUGCAUGUGGGUAACAUAAGGUUCAGAAGUGGUGCUUCAAGUCAUUCAGAGACUUCCGAAAUUGCUGAUCAGGGUUUAAACGAAAAAAUAUCAAAACUGCUAGGUGUAAAUAAGUUUGACCUGACCGUAGCAUUGACCAAAAGGACAAUCUAUGCGAGUGGAGAUCAAGUGGUAGCAAAUCUGUCUAAAGAAUUUGCUUCAGAUUCGAGAAAUGCCUUUGCUAAAGGAAUAUAUGGACAACUGUUCAUAUUCAUUGUUGACAAAAUCAAUUCGGCGAUUUCGCAAGUAAAAGGGAGAGGUAGAGGAAGUAUAGGUGUACUGGAUAUUCGGAUUUGAGAACUUCAACCUCAACAGCUUCGAGCAGCUGUGCAUCAACUACGCUAACGAGAGCCUCCAGCAAUUUUUUGUCCAACACAUCUUCAAAAUGGAGCAGGAAUAUUAUACCAAGGAAGGAAUCAAUUGGUCCAAUAUCUCUUUCAUCGACAACCAACAAGUGCUAAACCUUUUGGCGGUGAAACCCUUGAACGUAUUUGCAUUGAUUGAUGAGGAAUCCAAAUUUCCAAAUGGCACGGACUUUUCUAUGUUGAGCAAGAUGCACAAGCAGCAUAGUAGUCAUGAAAGUUACUUAAAACCGAAGUCUGACAUGACGCCAUCGUUUGGCAUUCAACACUUUGCUGGGGGUGUAUUCUAUGACACUCCAGGUACGUAUAGAUUAGGAAAAAAAUCGCGACAAGUAGGAUGACUCUGCAUUUUCCACUCAACGCUCUCAUCAGCUAAUAAAGGAUUAUGUUCGGCACAAGUUAACCAAUGUGAGGAAAACAAACAUUAAUGUAUGACAAAAACAUCUAAAUGGACCCGUUCAGCCAAACAGGGCAAUAUACAUAUAUAGUCCAUUUGAUAACGCUCGAAUUU